AUUUCCAGCCAGUACAGAGCUGGGGGUUGGGGGCACACACCAUGGAGUUCGAAGGGAAGAAAGGGAGAAAGGGCUUUGUGUCUCCUAUCCGCCGGCUGGUAUUCCCUAAGACAGGGCGUAGGUCGGCUGGGAGAAGUCCUGUGAGCCGACGGCCCCUCCACUCUGUGCCCCUGUACCCCCCGGACUACCUCAUUGACCCCCAGAUUCUGCUCUGUGACUACCUAGAAAAGGAAGUAAAGUUUCUAGGACACUUAACCUGGGUCACCUCCUCCCUGAACCCCUCUAGCCGGGAUGAACUCCUGCAGCUGUUGGACACUGCACGGCAGCUGAAAGAGCUGCCCCUGAAGAGCACCCUGGAGCAGGACAGCAUCCUCAGCCUGUCCGCGAGGUGCCUGCUCCUCACAUGGAGGGACAAUGAGGAGCUGAUCCUGCGCAUACCCACGCACGAGAUCGCGGCUGCUUCCUACCUGCAGGACGAUGCGCUCCACCUGCUAGUGCUCAAGACGGGGCUGGGUGUGGAUCCAGUGCCUGCUGGCCUGGAUGUGUGCCCCGGUGGCAGGCGGGAGCCUGGAGUGGCUGGCAUGACCCCUGAGAAGAGGUCAACAGGCAGCGGUCCUGAACCUAGACCGCCUUCAAGUGGUGUGGAGCGACGCCACACCAUCUGCAGCCUGGACUGGAGGAUGGCAUGGGGGGGCACCGAGGGCCGGGCCACUGGUGGUGGUGGGGGGGGGGGCAGCUUGGAACGACAGCAAGGUGCUGGUGAGAAGAAAGCUGUGGGCCGGGCUUUUGGGAGCUGGGAACGGCGCCAGACAUUCAGUGGCAGCUGGGAGCGGCGGCAGGGGGGCAAGCCUGGGGGCAGCUGGGAGUGGCGGCAGGGGGGCAAGCCUGGGGGCAGCUGGGAGCGGCGGCAGACCUUCAGUGGCGGCAGCUGGGAGCGCCGACAACCUGGUCUCAACCCCCUGGACCCUCAGGAUCCUAGCCCUGAUGCCUACUGCAACCUCAUCAUCCUGGCAGUUGCCAAUAGGGAUGCAGCCGAAGAAUACUGUGCUCUCAUCUGCCAGGUCUUCCAGAUCAUCUAUGGAGAUCAGACCAUUGAGUGUGUGGAUCGGGCUGGCUACCACUACACCUCUACCCCUGAACGGCCCUGGCUUAUCAGCCGCAGUGAGUGCUGGGUCAGAGGCAGCUUUACCUCGGUGAGAGCUGCCGCACAGAUGGGACCUAUGGCUAUGAUGCUGAUUUCAGUUGCUGCAGCUCUUUGUAGUAAUGGCUCCCAUGACACCUUCGAAGCUUAUUAUAGUGGGACAUCCACACCCUCCUUCCAGGGAUCUCACUGCAGUGAAAGCGAUGGCAGCAGCCUGGGUCUGGAGCAGUUACAGGACUAUAUGGUGACGUUGCGGAACAAGCUAUCACCACCCGAGAUCCAGCAGUUUGCUCUGCUGCUGCGAGAAUACAGGCUGGGGCUGUCUGUGCAGGAGUACUGUGGGCAUCUUCUUCGGCUCUAUGGGGACAAGAGGAAGUUCCUUCUUCUGGGGAUGAGGCCCUUUAUCCCAGACCAGGACAUCGGCUACUUUGAAGGCUUCCUGGAGGGUGUGGGCAUCCGAGAGGGCGGCAUCCUCACUGACAGCUUUGGCCGGAUCAAGCGAAGCAUGAGCUCCACGUCAGCCUCUGCUGUGCGCAGCUAUGACAGUCGAGCUCCCCGCCCAGAAGCCGAGGCCUUCAAUCGUAUUCUCACUGGCAUCACCCAUGACAUUGAGGCCCUGGCACAAGAGGGAGAGGAGGAGGGCAGCGAGGAUGAGGAGGGCUUGGGGAGAGCCGAGGAAGGAGAGGACAACUACCUGUGAGAACCCCGCCCCCAACCACACAUAGUGGGAGCGGUAUAGAGGGCAUAGACAGUGUAGCUACGACAAAAGUGUAUCUGGAAUGUGGGGUAAAGAGGCCUGGGAGAUUUUCACUGGGUCAGGUUUGAUGGAGUAUAAUGAAAAGACCAUUAGAUUUGGAGUCAGAGGGCCUUGAUCUGAAGUUACUACAUAGUGACCUUGGGGAAGUAACCUAACCCCUCUGGGCCUCAUUUUUCUUAUCUGUGAAAUGGGGGAUUUGGACUAGAUCAGGGGUUCUUAACCAGGGGUCCAUGGACAGGGUCCAUGAAUAAAUUUCAGAGGGGUCCAUGAACUUGGAUGGGAAAAGAAAUUAUAUCUUUAUUUUUAUUAACCUUUAGUUUCCUUUGUAAUCCUAUGGAUUCUGUUUUAUGCAUUUAAAAACACUGUUCAGAAAAGGGGUCCACGGGUUUUACCAAACUGCCAAAGGGGUCCAAUAGACACAAAAUGGUUAAGAAUCUCUGUGAUACAUGGCCUCUAAGGUCCUAUUCAGCUCUAAAUAUUGUGAUAUAUAUACUCAGAGAAGGAAGAUGCUCAAUUGAAAGCAUUUAAAAAUAUUCCCAGAACCUGAAGUGGGGGUAGGGGGAGGGUUAGUGAAGGGAUGGGGACCUCAAUAAAAGAGAUAUGGGAUUAAUUUCUGAGGAAGUAGAGGAAGCAAAUGCCUCAGGGGACUCCUGAAUCUAGCCCUGACAAGGGAACAAGAACACUGUGGCUGGCCCCUGUCCCAGGGACGGCAAGCUAAUCACCUACCCAGCCCUUUUCUAGUUUAGGGACACAGUGCCUCUGCAGUACUGGGUUCUGCCAGCAGGGGGUUUAUGGCUCUGGUCCUUGGUGAUUCAUGGUUUUUUAGAGGAACUACCCUCACGUGGGUUCUCAGCAGCCCAGCCUGAUACUGUCCCUUUGGUGGGGAGGGGAGAAAAGAGGACUCCUUAAGAAAACCCUCUUAGUUCCCAGUUUGCAUCAGCUUUGGUGCUCCAAGAGGGCAGCUGGAAAAGAGGGAUGGUACCCUGUCUUGUCAGACUGAACAACAAGAUAGGAGCUACCAGAGGGAACAUUAAAUAACCCUUGGGCAGCGCCAGACUGAAUAGGGCCCAGGACAACUCUCUACUCUUCCCAAUAGGAAGAUGAACUAUGGAAAAACCUGCAGGACUUUAAAGGAUCCAUUACUUUAUCAGUGUAGGUGUUCUUUCCCCUGAUACAAACCCUGAUUCUUUCAAACCUUUGGAUCUGGGUUCAGGAGUUGCUGUGGUCCAAAGAACCAUCCUCUGGUGGCCAGUCCUCAGAAAAUGAGACUCUCUGAGUUUAACAAGGCUGAACAACAGAUGCAUCUUGGGGCCCCAGAGACCUUUCCAACUUUCUAGGACCCACCAGAGCUUAUAUUCUUGAUGCUCAGGGUCUUCAUGGGGUCACAAGAAGUUUCUAAAGGAGGACAUCCAUAGAGGAUGGGGAAUAACCUGGUGUUAAUAAAAACUAAAAGGCCUUUUCA
Messenger RNA from Vombatus ursinus (common wombat), 3360 nucleotides. It is a transcript of the gene CCM2L, whose product is annotated as CCM2 like scaffold protein. Bases 42 to 1841 code for a protein of 599 amino acids. The record is from RefSeq and is a predicted model, not a curated record. Gene Ontology annotation, biological process: heart morphogenesis. NCBI's taxonomy places the organism in Eukaryota, Metazoa, Chordata, Mammalia, Diprotodontia, Vombatidae. The transcript has 10 exons.